Molecule: messenger RNA, 1049 nt
Organism: Cuscuta europaea
Lineage: Eukaryota; Viridiplantae; Streptophyta; Magnoliopsida; Solanales; Convolvulaceae
Source: the annotation of a GenBank genome assembly
ACACUUCCGUUCUCGCAUCCCACAUCAAAUAUCAAAAGCCCAAAAGCAGCCUAACCCUAAAUUAGAGUCUGGCAUUUCAUCUCAUCCCCAACCAUGGAGCUCGUGAGUGUGCGAGUGGAGCUCAGGCGAUGUCGCGUCGCUGCCACCACCGUCCACCGCUGUGAGAGUCGUUGACACCAACACACCUCUUCUCCGAGGUCAUCACAUAUGCUGUCUUGGUGGCGGCGGCGGAACUCAGGUUGUCGUCUCUUUCAAACCGCCGUCGUCGCCCUCUCCCCCUAAAACUCAAUCGCAACAAAUAUCUAAAUCCAGAUCUGUUGAAUCAUCGUUUACGACCACAUAUGUCAUCGUCGUCGGCCUCAUUCAUCGUCUUCUUCGAUGGAGCUGAUGUUGCAGGUCAUGGCUAGGGUUGCUGCGUUAGAGUGGGGCUGGAAGGAUGAGGUGGCACGCUCGAGAGGGGGUACAGACAUGAGGCAGGGGCAAGAGCAAGGGAGGGGCAUCUGGCUGGGGCUGGAAAUAGUGGCUGGCAGGGAAGGUGAGAGUUGCAAGAUAGGGGAGUCAGGGGAGUGGAGAGAGGGCCUGCGGGGGGGGGGGGGGUUGAGAAGGGGGUUUGGAGACGGGGAGGGUAGGAUGGGAGUUGUAACUGCAGUGGUUAGCGAUUGUGCAGGGCUGGAUGUGGUGGGGAUCGGGCAGACUGAGGCUUGGGUUGGGGUGCGGUGGUUCAAUGGACGGGCGAACAGAGCCAAUCACUGGCCGGGGGAAGGGGGUGACAGUCACGGGACGGGGGUGGCACUCACUCGUCGACGGUGCCGGUGACAGAGGCGGCGGUGUCAGUGACGGCGACGAUGCUGAGAUCGGCGUUAAAAUAAUAAAUGUAUGAAUAAAUAUAAGGAAUAAAUGACUUUUAGUCACUAUUUUAGAAAAAAUUAAAAUAAGUCACAUUUUUAUCUUUUUCCUUCAUUUUAGUAAUAUUGGAAUAAAAAAGCCAUGAAUCUAAACACAUUUCAUUUAAAAAAUUAUAUUAUAUGAAUAAUAUGUCACGAUUUGCC